GUAUGUAGUUAUAACAAUGACCGACAUGAAGCAUGGCUGACCUCCACAAUCUUUGUUAACUAACCAUCAGCGGAUCAGGGACGCCUAAACACCAUUUCUAAAACCAUCUCUCCCCUGACCAUCUCCAUAAAUCACCGAGAUACCCGUUGAUCGGCCCCUCUCGUCCCGCAGAAUGCUCGUUAGCAACACCGCCACAGGCCUUACCGUGGCUGACAGUUCCCGUCUUCGGUUUAGGUUGUUUUCACGUUGGAAGGGCCGGAACGGCAGGGAAAGACUCAAACGGAGCUGGACAAUAAUGAACCAUUACUGACGUGCUCCUUUUUUCUCCAGAGGUGAGGAAGUUUCCAAGUUGUCCUGCGUGUUGUUUCUUUUUUGCAAUGUCCCUUGCAAGCCAGUAAAUCAUGUCUGCCGCAGAGAGUUCGGAGCGGAAACACGGUGUCAAGGGGUUCUUCUCCAACGUGCUACGCCCCAAAAAGUCCCGCCAGACUCUGCGCAAAAAGGCGCCGGUCGAUGGGGUCGAGCAGGUGCCCGCUGUGCCUAAGUUGGCACCUUUGGAGGAGCAUCGUCAAAGGGUGCGCGCAGCAGGACUCCAUCUCAACACGCAGCUGGGUGAAAACCUUGACUAUACGGAGAUUCUGCAUAAACUAGGGCUGAAUGAGCCCUUCGAUGCAGACGAUUCACAUUAUGCCGUUCAGGACAAUCGGCCACCCGGAGAGCCCGCCGUGGCUAGCCUGUCGCCGGAGCUUUGGGGUUGCAUCGUCCAGUAUCUCAACCCCCGCGAGGCCGCCAGCUUGGCCCUGGCUAGUCGAACCCUCUAUAUGAGGUUGGGAUGCACACCGUUCCAGGCUCUCAACCUGGAAGAGAAUUAUCAAUACAAGAUCGAGUUUCUGGUCUCUCUGGAUCGCUACUUUCCGCACCAUCUGCUAUGUUUUCCCUGCGCGAAAUUUCAUCGCCGCACGCAAGAGGGCCGUGAACGUCUUCGGCCAGCCGAUGUAUUGAAUCCUCUGUUCAACUGUCCCAAUGCGCGCAAUCCGCUGCGGCCUCAGCCACGGCAUCGCAUCACUCAUAAUUAUGUACUGUAUUAUUCGUUUGUCCAGUUGGUGAUGCGAGCGCAUCGUUUGGGACCAAGAUACGGUCUCUCACCUGACUCCCUCGGUCGUCGCUGGAAGAGGGAUGGAUGGAACUUCACUACGAGGUACCACAUCCAUAACGGCCACCUCCUUAUGCGCGUGACCGCCCAGACUUUCGCUGAUCCGGGUCUGACGCCUGCUGCUCAGCGGAUGCUGCUGUAUUCCCGAGACGACUACUGGCCGUUCUUCUCUGCCUGUGCCCAUUGGAGAGACGGCGAACUGAUGAGCGUCUGCAAAUGUGCACUAUCUCAUAUUCCUGUUCCCCGACCCACGGAAGGUCUUCAAGGAGUAGAGAAUAGGGUCAAAGACAUGCUCGCAGCGCCCUCAACAAGGGGAUCUUCCUCUUCAGUCAUGACAGCUAGCUGUGGGAAAUGCAGACCAAAAAGACGAUGUCCGGAGUGUCCCACAGAAUAUCUCAUCGAGAUCAAACUCACCGAAGAUCGGAGUGAGAUUAAAAACGUCCAUUUCAGGCACGCCAUCGUCGUGACCCGCUGGAGUGACCUAGGAGACGGAAUGUCGCCAAUGUCGCCGGAAUGGUCUGCCUGCGAUGGCUACGGCCCGGAGUAUGACUCUUUCACUGCCAUUGGUAACCGAGCGAUAUCCGGUAUCUUCGAGGCUGCCUUCACGUUCGACACUGUCCCAGGACAACGAGUCAUCUCCUUGAAUCCAACUGGUGUCAAGAAGGGAGAGGCAGGGAACGAUUGGUAUUAAAGGAGUUAUUGAAUAGGACGGACAAACUAACCCUUUAUUCUCCCCGAACAAAGAAACCUUUUGUUUGACCCUAAUCAUGAUGAAAUUUAGGCCGGUAACUGUACCAUAACAUUCGUUUCGGAAAGGACUA
Molecule: messenger RNA, 1971 nt
Organism: Paecilomyces variotii
Lineage: Eukaryota; Fungi; Ascomycota; Eurotiomycetes; Eurotiales; Thermoascaceae
Exons: 1
Coding region: 402-1841 (479 amino acids)
Source: RefSeq, a predicted model, not a curated record